UCCGUGUAUUGAGGAUGUGUGAGCUGAAGUGCUGUCGCGUAGUUGUGUAAGCAGCAGCCAACGGAGUAGUGCCUGCUCGUGAUCGUGAACGGUGGCAGCCAAACCAACGAAACGCCAUUUUCUGCGUGCUCUCGCGAGAGGGUUCAUACCAUAACCCAUUGCGCCGGAUCCCCGAUUUUACUACACUAACUCAAACUGCAAACUACCACCAACACCACUGCACCAGGAACAGCACACUAUUUACACUGCUGGAACUGUCUCUUCCAAGUAAAGGCAGUAUUUAAAUUUAUUAUAUUUAUGAUUAUUAUCCAUCGUCUAAAUUCUACGUGAUCUAGUAUGUAACAUUUAAUAUGUUGGUGUUGUUUUAUUAAAUUAAUCAGUGGAAUUUUUAGUGAGUUUCUGUUACUGUAGUGCUCAUAGUGAAGAUAUUGAAUUUAAUAAAAAUAAUUUAUUAUUUUUAAUAUUAAAUAAAUCGAAAUAUUUGUGAAACUAGGAAAUAACGAGGGCGAUGCCCGGACACGCGACUGGGGGUGCGUCAGCGGAUAUGGUAACCAGAUUGCGGUGAGUGGACUUGAUAAAUAAAUCCAGAGAGCUUAAAGCUCGAAGAUGCCGCUCCCGAAGAGGCUGGUGGAGCCUGUCCACGUUGCCCGCGGCACGAUCCCAGAAGCUUUUCCCCUGCCAUCGGAGCUGGAGGCCGCGACGAAUGGGACCCUGGCCAACACUAUUAGACAGCUGUCAAGUUUAUCGCGACACGCCGAGGACCUGUUCGGGGAGCUGGCACGUGAAGCUCAUACAUUAAGUGAUCGAGCCAACUCUCUGCAAGCAAGAAUAGACAGACUCGCGGUUAAAGUUACCCAGCUGGACAGCAAUGUUGAGGAAGUUUCACUUCAAGACAUUCAUAUGAGAAAGGCAUUCAAGAGCUCGGUUGUAUUCGAUCAGCAAGUCGUUUCACGUGAUACUAUGCCCACGGCGAUGCGUGAGACUUAUCAAGCAUGUGAUACUCCUCCACCAUUAGAUAAACUCAAUGUUUACAGAGAGGACGGUAAGGAUGGAUUGAAAUUUUAUACUGAUCCAAAUUACUUCUUUGACUUGUGGAGUCAAGAAAUGCUGAAAGACACUGAAAAGAAAUUACAUGAUAGAGGGAAGAAGACCGAGUCAGAAUAUGCCGAACCGUUCAGAGAGCCUCAUAGACCUCGGAAUGACGGUGGUAAUUCUGGUGGAGGAGGAAGACACAAGAAACGUGUAAGACAACCGCAUAAUACACGAGAGAGACAACGACAGCUUGCAGUUGGACAUGGAGAGUACAUCAUGCCAACUCAGGGUGUACAAUACAGGACACCCCAUAAUAUUCCAGACGAAUCGCUUCUUGGGAUGGUGAUGACCGAGCCACGACCUCCGAGACCAAAUAGUAUUGAGCUUAGGCGAAGUUACCCCCCAGAUGAACAGCAUUUGUACAGUCCUCCUACUACGGAUCAUUACAGAGCGGCAAAUUAUAUGACCCAAGGUUACGACGAUGGAAGUUUAUACAGCUCGCAUUACGCGCCUGGACAAGGGCAGCCCGGCAGCGAGGCUUACCAAAGUCCUGGACCGGGUACACCAAGUCGCGGUGGAAGAUCGCGACCGUCUCAGCCGCCGCCGGCGCCACCGAGCAACGCUUCGAGCAAUUCAACGCCCACAGUGGCGUCAGCUAAUAACACCCCGACUCGUGGAAGGUCUAUGAGCACAGGAAGAGAUACUUUACCACCUCCACCGCCGCCUCCUGGUGAAGUAAUGUCGCCACCGCCUAUAAACGGCACAAUACCGGCGCACCUGCUUAAUAGGAACGGUAGCCGUUCGAACAGUCCAUUACCGAGCCAUCAAUCGACACCGACUCCACCGAAUCACACUCUACCUGCGGGGAUCGAUGAGCCGGAUCCUGCGCCUCAGGAUCUACCGCCGCCUCCACCUACUCCAGAUCCAGCGCCAUCAAGGCCGAUAUCACCGCCUUGCAACAUUCCACCGCCACCUCCUCCACCACCACCACCUCCUGUGCUUAAUGGACCCAUAUCAUGCGUACCUAUUAGCAACGGUGAUAUUGCUAAGAUAAUUGCCAAUAAUCCACCGAAAUUAAAGCCACUGAAGAGCAUAGUUGAUGGACAACUAAGGAAACCACAAAACCCCAAUAUUCCGAUUGUUGAUCCACGUAAUGAUUUGCUCAAAGCUAUUCGUGACGGAAUUAAGUUACGUAAGGUAGAAAAAAUUGAGCAGAAAGAAGUGGAGCGUGUAAACGCUUUGAACGACGUCGCGUCAAUAUUAGCUCGACGAGUUGCCGUUGAAUUCAGCGACAGCGAAUCUGCUUCAGAAAGUGAGUGCGAGAGCGACGGAUGGGGUGAACAAGACUCAAGUAUCGCGUGACCCGUAUCAUUUCCGCCAACUGCAUCUGCCUCCUAGAGUGAACCAGUCUUUUUAAUAAUAAUACAUUUUGUCUAUGUUGAUCCAUAUAGGUAUAAAUUAACUUUGUAUCAAAUAAAUUAAAACCCUCGGAAAUUUUAAUAAUAUUCCUCAAGUUUGAUAUGAUAUUAAUUACACUCAUGUAAUUUAUCAGAGCUUUUAAAUUAUUUUAUCAUUACUAUUAUUAUCAUUAUUAUGAAUGGGUACUUUUUGUAGUGCAUAUUGUAAUUGCUAUUACGUAACUACGGAAUAAAGUGGACAUUUAAUUUUCUCUUGUACAUUCCGCAGUACUAUAAGUACAUUUGCAUAUAUUAUUUUUAUUAUU
This is a messenger RNA of Cotesia glomerata, 2755 nucleotides long. RefSeq names its product wiskott-Aldrich syndrome protein family member 3 (gene SCAR). Gene Ontology annotation, cellular component: SCAR complex; cytoskeleton. The record is from RefSeq and is a predicted model, not a curated record. The coding region runs from base 607 to 2394 and encodes 595 amino acids. Lineage: Eukaryota; Metazoa; Arthropoda; Insecta; Hymenoptera; Braconidae. The transcript has 8 exons. Gene Ontology annotation, molecular function: Arp2/3 complex binding; actin binding; protein kinase A regulatory subunit binding. Gene Ontology annotation, biological process: actin cytoskeleton organization; positive regulation of Arp2/3 complex-mediated actin nucleation.